UGUUGCCGAGAACGCUUUCCUAACGGUGUUUAAGUAAAGCGCAUAAGGUUGUAAAAAGCAAAAAUGAUUGAAAUAGCGGGUUGGAAUUUGUCUAAUAUUAAGCAAGAACUUGUAACAGCAAACAGGGAAUUUGCUUCACGACGUUUGACUCACAGUGCAAAAUGGUGUGCAGAGAUGUCAUUUGCCUUAAAUAAAUAUACAGACAAAGAUAAAGUUAAAGAUGAGCUUCAAAAAGAACCAGACUCGUUGUUCGUGGAUGAGUACGAUCAGUACACACUGGCUACGUCCUACUUUGACUUGAAGGAAUACGACCGAGCAGCAUACUUCCUCAAGGACUGUCUGAGUCCCAAAUGCUACUUUCUGUACAUGUAUGCACAGUAUUUGGCAGACGAGAAAAGAAAACUGGACAAAGCAUCAGACUCUAUAGGACCUCCAGACCAGCUUGAAAAUGAGCAUCUGAAGACACUAAGGAUUGAACUCAGCAAAAAGUAUGCCAACCGCGAGCUGGAUGGAUACUCCCUGUAUCUGUAUGGAGUUAUCCUGAAGAAACUGGACCUGUUGAAGGAUGCCAUAGAGAUUCUGCUGGAGUCCCUUCGUAUGGAACCCAUGCACUGGGGUACCUGGCAGGAGUUAGUGCCCUUGGUUGGCGACAAGGAAAUGUUGAUGUCACUUAGUCUGCCAAGCCACUGGAUGAAGCAGUUCUUUGUGGCGUUGGUCUAUCUUGAGCUCCAACUGAAUGAGGAGGCAUUGAGGAUCUACCAGAGCAUGGAGGAGAACGGGCUAGAGAGCAGCACAUAUGUGGUGUCCAACAUUGCUGUGGCCUUCCAUAACAUGAGGGAUGUGGACGCUGCCCUGACCUCGUUCAACGAGCUCCAGAAGUUAGACCCUUACCGCCUGGAGAACAUGGACACGUUCAGCAACCUGUUGUACGUGAAGGAGAUGCGAUACGACCUGGCCUACCUUGCACACAAGCUCAGCGACAUUGACAAGUACCGAGUGGAGACAUGCUGCGUCAUAGGCAACUACUACUCAUUGAGGUCAGAGCACGAAAAGGCGGCACUGUACUUCCAGCGCUCCAUCAAGCUCAACCCCCUGUACCUGUCUGCCUGGACCCUCAUGGGACACGAGUUCAUGGAGAUGAAAAACACCAAUGCAGCCAUACAGGCCUACAGACAAGCACUUGAGGUGAACAAGCGUGACUACCGCGCCUGGUAUGGACUGGGACAGACGUAUGAAAUCCUGAAGAUGCCUUACUACUGCCUCUACUACUACAGGAAUGCUCAGAAGCUCAGGCCCAAUGACAGUCGGAUGAUCAUGGCCCUUGGGGAAUCAUAUGAGAAGCUGGACCGUCUACAGGAGGCCAAGAAGUGUUUCUGGAAGGCCCACAGGGUCGGGGACAUCGAAGGGUCCUCACUACUCAAGCUGGCCAGGCUACAUGAGAGGUUGGGGGAGGAGGCCCAGGCUGCUGGAGCCUACAACGAGUUCAUAAACAAGCUUGGCAAGUCGUACAGCUAUGAUGGUCAAAGUGAGGCCUACAAGUACAUGGCAUAUUAUUACCUGAAGAAUGGACAGCUGGACGCAGCAGGACAGGCUGCACAGACUUGCUCGGAGUUCACCGAGACACGUGAAGAAGCAAAGGCCAUUCUGAAGCAGAUCCAACAGCUGCGUCAGGAGAAGCCCGGACCACGUCGCGAGGUUGCGAUGGACGACACAUACGACUCCAUCCUGAACAAUGACUCGUUCCAGUCCCAUAACAACACACCCCUCAAUCUGCCCACUGUCAUGAACUUGAGGUUUGAUACACCGUGAUGGAGGCAUCGUCGGUGUUCCGGUGUACAAGAUGUUGAAAUGUGUUCAUUAGGUUGAGAAAUCAGAUCUGUUUUUGUUAAAUGAAGCUUGCAACUGCUAAAGUUGUUAAUAAUUGUUUAUAUCUGUUGUGUACAUUAAAAUGUGUAAAAGAG
Messenger RNA from Dreissena polymorpha, 1961 nucleotides. Its product is annotated as cell division cycle protein 23 homolog. Gene Ontology annotation, biological process: cell division. Gene Ontology annotation, molecular function: protein binding. Bases 64 to 1809 code for a protein of 581 amino acids. NCBI's taxonomy places the organism in Eukaryota, Metazoa, Mollusca, Bivalvia, Myida, Dreissenidae. Gene Ontology annotation, cellular component: anaphase-promoting complex. The record is from RefSeq and is a predicted model, not a curated record. The transcript has 14 exons.